UCUAUUUUAUAAAAAUGUGAGGUCUCCUUUUACCUCGUUGCACUGCUAGGAGCAAGAUGGGUCACCAGCAGCUGUACUGGAGCCACCCACAAAAAUUCGGCCAGGGUUCUCGCUCUUGUCGUGUCUAUUCAAACCGGCACGGUCGGAUCCGGAAAUAUGGCCUCAAUAAGUGCCGCCAAUGUUUCCAUCAGUACGCGAAGGAUAUCGGUUUCAUUAAGUUGGACUAAAUGAUCUUCCUUCAAAGGAUUAUCCAAGUCAUCUACUCAAUGAAAA
This is a messenger RNA of Pan troglodytes (chimpanzee), 273 nucleotides long. RefSeq names its product small ribosomal subunit protein uS14-like. Gene Ontology annotation, molecular function: structural constituent of ribosome; zinc ion binding. Bases 57 to 227 code for a protein of 56 amino acids. Lineage: Eukaryota; Metazoa; Chordata; Mammalia; Primates; Hominidae. Gene Ontology annotation, cellular component: cytosolic small ribosomal subunit; ribosome. Gene Ontology annotation, biological process: cytoplasmic translation. The transcript has a single exon. The record is from RefSeq and is a predicted model, not a curated record.